AUGUCUCCUCUCCAAACCAACCUAUCAUGUGGUACCAGUUUCGACUUCGAUGAGCUUCAAUGGGUCGCCAACAUCCGUCGAACAAUAGAAGCAGAUCAGCUUGAAGACGAUAGUGAAAUAUCCGGAUGCAUUUUUAGUGUUCCCAAACCCCUAAUGUCUAAUCAUCCAGAUUCUUAUACUCCACAUCAACUUUCACUUGGUCCAUACCAUUAUUCACGUCUUGAGCUACAUGAGAUGGACCGAUAUAAGCUCUCCGCGGCAAAAAGAUGUCAAAAGCUGCUUCAAGGUCUUAAAUUUCAAGAUCUUGUUGAGCAAUUAAUGAAGCUAGAAUUCAAGAUUCGUGCAUGCUACAGCAAGUAUUUAAACAUCAAUGGUCAAACACUAGCAUGGAUGAUGGCCAUUGAUGCAUCAUUCUUGAUUGAGUACCUGCAAGUUAGUGCUCUCAGUGACCCUGAAAUGCUAUCCAAAGUUCCCUCAGGAAUGUCUCAUCUGUUUGAUUAUUUCCGGAGGAAAUCAAUCCAUGAUGCAAUUCUUCGAGAUAUAGUGAUGCUGGAGAAUCAAAUUCCACUAUUUAUAUUGAGGAAAGUGCUAGAAUUUCAACUUCUGUCAUUAGAAUCCGCCGAAGAAAUGUUGUACUCCAUGUUAAGGGGAUCAUGUAAAGAGCUCUCUCCAUUCAAGACAGUGGUGAGCUCGUCAGGAGUUAAAGUCUCUGACCAUGCUCACUUGCUAGACUUUUUGUACAACAUUAUCGUGCCCAAGGUGGAAGAAUCACUCGAGAUACCUGAAGAAGUUAAGGAUGAUUCCAAAGCCUCACAAGACAACGAAGAAUCUUCAAUAGGUCCUGCAAAUUUCCUCAACAAAUUGCUAAAAUCAGCACCAUUUGAAGUGAUAAUCAAAUUGCCUUGGAAAAUCUUCCUCAAUCUUCUUGGGUUUGGAACCGUAAAUCAACCUAAUGCUUCUUCUGAAUCUCAAAGUGUCGGUUCUAGCUUUCACCAACCACAAUUGGUUGAAGAAAUCAUAAUUCCUUCAGUCAGUCAGCUCUCGAAAUGCGGGGUGCGUUUCGUUCCUACUAAUGGAAGCAUAUCAACCAUCAACUUCAACAAGAAGACAUGUACAUUUUACCUCCCGAGGAUUAGUUUGGAUGUAAAUAGUGAUGUAGUCUUGAGAAACUUGGUAGCAUAUGAAGCAUCAAAUUCAUCGGGUCCAAUGGUUUUUACACGUUACACAGAAUUGAUGAAUGGGAUUAUUGAUAGUGCCGAGGAUGCAAAAAUGCUUCGAGAAAAAGGCAUUAUUUUGAGCCAUUCGACGAAUGAUGAAGAGGUGGCCAACAUGUGGAAUGGUAUGAGUAGGUGUAUUAGAUUGACGAAAGUUCCAUUCUUGGAUAAGGUGAUUCAAGAUGUUAACAAGUAUCAUGAUGGACAAUUUAAAGUUAAGGUUGAAAAGUUCAUGAAGCUGUAUGUGUUUGGUUCAUGGAAGUUUCUCACACUGGUAGCUGCCAUCUUGCUCUUGCUCAUAACAUCGCUGCAAGCAUUUUGCUCAGUUUAUGACUGUGUCCACUUGUUUCAUUUCCAGUAA
Molecule: messenger RNA, 1575 nt
Organism: Dovyalis caffra
Lineage: Eukaryota; Viridiplantae; Streptophyta; Magnoliopsida; Malpighiales; Salicaceae
Source: the annotation of a GenBank genome assembly